AUGGCGGACGCACCUGCCAUCGCGUCCACGGGACCACCGCCAGCGCCUCUCGAGUGGCCCGAGUCCAUGACCAUGAUCGAAGGCGUCACGAUCGCCGUGCUGCCCGUAGCGGCGCUCGUCCUGUGCUACGUCAUGCUGCGCCUCGUGUGGCGCGUCCCCACACCCCUCCCCAGGCGCUCCGCCGUCCCCGGGUAUGGCGCCACCACCACCACCAGCAGCGCGACCGAUCCCCAGCCGCUCACGGGGAUCAAGACGUCGCUCGUCGAGGAGGGCGAAGUAGCCGGCGACUACAAGGCGCACUGGUCCUCGACCUUUGACUUUGCCUUUCUCGUGGGCAUGGGCGUCUACGGCGUCGUGAUGCUCGUGCUCACGGUCGAGUACGAGCGCGAGUGGCUCACGGAGCCGCGGUUCUGGCUCAUGCAAUUGCCGAAACUCGUGGUGAUGAUGGCGGUGUCACUCAUUGGAGGGAUCAUCUGUCGCUGCUUUUGUGACGUCGACGACAAGGGCUACAUCAUGACGAACAAGUCGUCCAAGUUUAAAGUCAACUACACGCGCAAACUGCAGCACUUUGCCGCGUACAUGGUGCCGCUCGUGAUCAAAGCCGACCACGCCGGUCCGUUGGCUUUGGCCUGGGGCGAUUUCUUCACCAUGCUGGGCUUCCUCGUGCUGAUCAAACCGAUCCGCGAACACUCGCGGUUUUUCAUGCUGCAGUUUAAUUCCCUCGACCGGCCAGAAGACCGACCGAACACGCUCAAGUGGAUCAUCGUGGGCAACAUUGCGCCCGGCAUGUUCAUCCUCAUGUUCUUCAAGUGGCUCUUUGCGGCGCACGGCGCGCUGACGUUCAUUCUCGUGUUUAUCACGGGCAUUGGCGACGGCUUGGCCGAACCCGUGGGCAUCACGUGGGGCCGUCACAAGUACAAGACGCGCAGCUGUUUCUCGACCAACAAGUACACGCGGAGCUGGGAAGGCAGCGCUUGUGUCUUUGUGUCUGGCCUCGUGUUUCCUGCGCUGCAGUACGCGGCGUUUGACAACUUUUGGCAAGUGCUGCUGUCGAUGCUGAUCCUUGCGCCGACGAUGGCGUAUGCUGAAGCCACGGCUCCCCACACGAUGGACACGCCCGUUUUGAUGAUUGGCUGCGGCGCUAUUUUGUACGCGAUCGUCAAUCUCGUCUAG
Messenger RNA from Peronospora matthiolae, 1173 nucleotides. The record is from the annotation of a GenBank genome assembly. Lineage: Eukaryota; Oomycota; Peronosporomycetes; Peronosporales; Peronosporaceae.